UAGGUACUGGUGAGGUACUGGAAGCAUGUGGAACUGUGUGGGGAUGUGGAGGAUAGGUAAUAUGCUGAUAAUUCAGCCAUGAAUGUCUCACGUGCAGAGAUGGGAGGGGCGCCGGCUGAGGGGGACUGGCGUGAGCUCGACACGACGCCGGAGUUUCGCGAGUUUGUCGGCAAGAAGCUGGACCAGCUGGUGAGCAGCAUGAUCAAGGAGAAGGACCGGUGCAAGCACCUGCGGCCGGCGCCGGUCGAGGGCGAGGUGCGGCUGUUCGCCGGCGCUCCGCCGCUGCAGGUGGCCGAGGAGGCAGCCCCGGAGCCCCCGCCGCCGGCCAAGCGGCCCAGACUGAGCGGUGUGGAGCUGCAGCGCUACCAGCUGAAGAAAAAGGGCCGCCGCGAGCGGCAGCCGGCCGUCCCUGACGCGGUGCCUCCGCCGUCCGGAGGUGACGGGCCCGUGUCACAGUCGCCAGACAGCGGCGGCGGGGCGUUGCCGGCCGCCGGGGACAGUGGAAAGGACAGUGACAGCGACAGUGACGAUGACCUGGCCAGGUUCGCCGAGGCCGCCGUACCCGCAGACUUCAUGAAGUCGCUGGCAAAAAGUAAAACAGUGAAGCUGGGUACAGCAUGACGAUCGCAGUGUGAUUUGUGGAUAGGGUCUGUUUUGUAUGUGUAAAUAUCGCGAUGCGCCGUGUUUUUCGGUAAACAGUGGAGAAGCGACCUCUUUGUUCAACGUCUGUCUCCUUUUGUUCGAAUAUAUGCAUGACCAUUUUUAUAUUUUACAAUGCACAUGCGCUUUAUCAACUUCUCAUAUCGAAUCGAUUUCGUCACUGGUGAUUGUACUUUGAAGAUACUUCGUCCGGAGAACACAACAGAGCAAAAAUAUCCAAAGCUAGGCUAGCGACAUUCCUCAUCUAACUAUAUAAUUAACCGUAAGCCCUGCCUAUCAUCAAUCGGAUUAAAUACAUACGUUGCAUGUGAUGCGAUAUACACGGAUCGUUAUUCUAGGGCUAUAGAGAUCUAACUACAGCCACCAUUACCGAGUCAUUGUCAUUCAGUGCGCGGCUGUUUUGCGAUUCCCGCCCCAGAGAGGGGCGGCUCGGUUACGAACUCCGUUCCGUCGCUAUGGAUUCCCGAUCACUGGCCGAUCCUCGCUGAAAGAUGAAUGCGGCCGUGACUGUGGCUCGUUACUCGCUCGUCAAUAAUGUGACGAGUGUCGGUGGGUCGCGAUCGGUCGGCAGCGGCCGGCAGUCUCCGCGCGGAGCUGGUCGCGCGCCGUCCGCCCUGCAGUCGGCGUCAUGGCCCAGGUGGCUGUGUCUGUGACGGCGGCCAGCGGGCAGCCGGUGACACCGGCGGCCGACCGGGCGCGCCGGUCCCGCCGGCUGGGCUGCUGCGGCCGCCGCCGGCUGCUGGCAGACCCGGACUCUGCCGGGAAGAGCGGCUGCCGCCCGCCGCCGUGGCGCAGCUCGCUGCUGAUCGGCGCCAUCAUCGUCACCGCGCUGGCAGUCUGCGUGCUGGUGCCGCUCACACUCGAUGAGGGCGUGCGGCCGCUCUUCUCGGGCAGCUACGCGCCAGCCACGUGUCACGUGGCCAGCGUGGUCGCCUCUAACGGCACGUGCUCGUGCCGCCUGUGCCAGACCGAGCGGAGCUCGUGUCUGGCGUUCACGGCUCACGUGGCGUACGCGUCGCACCUGAUGCUGCGCCGCCGCAACGGCUGGGACGUGGAGCACGCGCUGCUCUCGGCCGGCCCGGAGCGAUGCCACGCCUGGCUGGCCUGCGAGCAGUUUCUGCGCGAGACGGCGGUGCUCGGCAGCAACCUCAGCUGCCUGGUGCGCCAGGACGAGGACGGCGCGCUGGCCGUGCCGCGCCAGCAGCACGGCCGCGCCGCCUGGCUGUUCCUGCUGCUGCUGCUGCCGCUGCUGGUGCUGGCCGCCCUGCUGGUGGCGCUCUACUGUCAGCUGUGCGGCCGGCCGGCGCGCCGCAGGCGGGCGGUGCGCGCGUGGCGCCGCGCCGCCGCCCAGGUCCGUCAGAGGCAGCGCAGCUACGGCCGGUCGGGCGUGGCCACCCGUCCUACCCUGCUGCCGCCCAUCAACGUGGUGGCGAAACGAGAGUGA
This is a messenger RNA of Amphibalanus amphitrite, 2104 nucleotides long. RefSeq lists its product as uncharacterized. The transcript has 3 exons. The record is from RefSeq and is a predicted model, not a curated record. Bases 1289 to 2104 code for a protein of 271 amino acids. NCBI's taxonomy places the organism in Eukaryota, Metazoa, Arthropoda, Thecostraca, Balanomorpha, Balanidae.